Olea europaea var. sylvestris is the source of this 711-nucleotide messenger RNA. Its product is annotated as probable transcriptional regulator RABBIT EARS. The transcript has a single exon. The record is from RefSeq and is a predicted model, not a curated record. Bases 1 to 711 code for a protein of 236 amino acids. Lineage: Eukaryota; Viridiplantae; Streptophyta; Magnoliopsida; Lamiales; Oleaceae.
AUGGCUGCUGAGCUUCAGCUUCUGUCCUUGAUUCGGCUUCAAUCUCAUAAUAGUACAAGCUUUGGGAUGUGGAACAACGACGACAACAACAACGACAACAACAACAAUAACAAUAAUAAGGUGCACCCGACUGGUGAAAAUGAAGUUGAUUCAUGGGAAGUUCGAGCCUUCGAGGAGGACAUUACUGCCGGGAACCAAAUGGGAUGCACUUGGCCACCACUCUCAUACACUUGCCACUUUUGUAGAAGGGAAUUCCGAUCCGCGCAAGCCUUAGGUGGUCAUAUGAAUGUGCAUCGACGGGAUCGUGCUAGGCUUCACCAACAACUACUUAUGUUUCCUUCUUCUUCUUCAAAUGAUUUUCCUAAAUCUCCUGAUUCCACAAUUUUAGUCCCAAAUCAAGAAUUCUUACCGAAUGGACUUUGCCUUUCCUAUUCCAUUCCUAAACUUAAUGGUGUAUUUGCACAAAAUUUACCCUCUACUACUAAUAUCCUUUCUGUCUCCCCUAAUCAUCCUCUACCUACUGAUAUGCCCGGGGAGGCUGCACAUAGCGUGAAUCCUUUGCUACUUUGUCACGAGUACUCGAGCAAAACACAACCUUCAUCCUUCAUUAGCAAUGACAAUAAUAAUCAAGGUAACGAGAGCGACAGAGAUUCAGCCAUUGAAGAGAUCGAUUUAGAGCUGCGUCUAGGUCGCGGAUUACCUACUCCAUGA